CUCGAAUUAUCAGGAGGCCAGGGUGGGGCAUGGAGCUGGGAGCCUCCACGAGGAAGGACUCGCCGCUUGCCUUAAAACCCUCCCCGACAGCUCCUCCUAACGCAGACUGUCACGGCGUCCUGUGCUGGAGAACAUGACCGGCACUGCGGUUAAACGAGCUCUGGUGGUGCUGGCUCACCAGGAGAAGACCUCAUUCAACUAUGCCAUGAAGGAGGCAGCCGUAGAAGCUCUGAAAAAGAAUGGUUGGGAAGUGACAGAGUCUGAUCUCUACGCCAUGAGAUUUAAUCCUGUGGCAUCGCGGGAUGACGUUACAGGAAAUCCUAAGGAUCCUGAAAGCUUUAAAUACGGAGCAGAGUGCAUGGCAGCAUGGAAAGAAGGGCGUCUUAGCAAAGACCUUGUAGAAGAACAGAAGAAGCUGGAAGCUGCUGACCUCGUAAUAUUCCAGUUCCCGAUGUUCUGGUUCGGACUGCCUGCGAUUCUGAAGGGCUGGUUCGAUCGUGUUUUAACGCAAGGAUUCGCUUUCAGCAUGCAAAACAUGUACGAUAAUGGAAAUUUCAAGAAUACAAAAGCCAUUCUGUCCUUCACCACCGGUGGGAUGGAGUCCAUGUACACGCCGACUGGGAUUAACGGGGAUAUAAAUGUCCUUCUGUGGCCCGUCCAGCAAGGUAUCCUGCACUACUGCGGCUUCCAGGUCCUAGAGCCGCAGAUCUGCUACAGCAUUGAACACUCUCCCGCCGAGGUGCGAUCUCGCAUACUGGAUGCCUGGCAGGCUCGACUCGGCAAGAUCUGCGAGGAGAAGCCCGUCUCGUUUGUGCCCAAUGAGAAUUUCGACAUGACCUUCCCUGGAGGUUUUGCACUUAAGAAAGAAGUCGUGGCGAAGCAUGCCAAUGACAAAUACGGGGCUGCUGUGGGGCAACACAUGGGAAAAGCCCUGCCUCCUGAUAGCCAGGUUAAAGCCGGCAGCACCAGGCUCUGAGCACACCGUCCUGUGUCUCUACCCUACAUGCAAUGAAGCUUAAGUCUUCUAACUGAAGGAAGCACCUUGUACGUAAGCUAUAUAUAAUUAAAACUCUAUUCUUCAUGA
This is a messenger RNA of Spea bombifrons (plains spadefoot toad), 1084 nucleotides long. RefSeq names its product NAD(P)H dehydrogenase [quinone] 1-like. Bases 134 to 976 code for a protein of 280 amino acids. Lineage: Eukaryota; Metazoa; Chordata; Amphibia; Anura; Pelobatidae. Gene Ontology annotation, cellular component: cytosol. The record is from RefSeq and is a predicted model, not a curated record. The transcript has 6 exons. Gene Ontology annotation, molecular function: NAD(P)H dehydrogenase (quinone) activity.